AUUUGGCUUGUGUGGGUCGGGAAAUGAGUCACGGAGAGAGCAAUUAAAGGACGUUUGCCUGAAGUUCGUAUUCCCCAGAAGCCACAAAAAACAGAUGGAGUCAUGUUGCUGCCAGAAGGGCGAGAAAGGUGGAAGAGAAGCGUUAGCUCUCCUGGUAAGAGCGUCUGCAGAGUAAGGCGGAGGCGGAGCCCCCAUUCCACUGCUCCGAGCCCCACAGAACUGCAAACCAUCCCCUAAAACUCCAAUACUGUUGGGUGUAGGAAAGCGGCAAGGCAGAUAGGAAGGACCUGACUAAAAAAGACGGGGAGCAGAAACUAAUCCAAGAAAAGACUACAAAAAAAGAAGGCUAAACUCUGGGGGAGAUACAAAGCGCUACAGCCGAGACCACGUGCUGACAUUUCAACAACCUGGGAAUCAAAACAAACCUGCGUGGCCCCGCCCAGCGCCCGUCACGUGACUGCCGCGUGAGUGGUGCUUCCGGGGGAGCCUUGGAGUUGCUAGCGCGGCUCCUUCCUGUCCUGCGACUCCAGAGCCCGGUUUUUGGCGGUCCUCUGAACCCACUCCCACUCCACUCCACUUUUGGGUUGGGGCGGAGCUAGCCAUGGCAGCAACCCCGGGGACGACCCCUGAAACGGCCCCCGAAGCUGGAGCUGGACAGGUGGAAGGUAGGCGCCAGGCUGAAGUCAGAUCAUGAGUACAACCCUGUGCCAGCUCAUUCUUGGCACUUCUCCUGUGGCCUGUUGGUCUAGCUCUUAUUUCACGUCUCUCCGACACGGCAUUAAACUGUGAAGAAAUUAUUAUUUUUUAGUGAACGUGGCUUUUCUCAAAUUGAGGCAUCCAGAUUUCCAGUCAUCGUGCAGGCCCUGUAUCCCCACAUCCUGCCAGGGCUGAUUCACGCAUGAGGGUGAUUUGAAUGGAUUAAAAUUAAAUCUGUGAAAGUGGAGCCCACUCUUGAGGUGAACACGUCAAACCUUUUACACCAGAGAAAGCAAAAGAAAUUAUAAUGUCUUUACAACAACCUGCAAUCUUCUGUAACAUGGCUUUUGAUUGGCCAGCACAACACUGGACUGUUAAACACCUUUCUGAGGUCCUUCAUGGCAAGCAGAUACGAUUCAGGAUGGGAAUGAAAAGAACAGAUACAGUUCCUCAGUUUGAAACGACAUGUGGUUAUGUAGAAGCUACCCUUGAAGAGUUCCUGAGCUGGAACUGUGACCAGCCUACUAUAUAUGGACCAUUUAGAGAUUAUGAUCAUUCCAAAUUCUGGGCUUAUGCUGACUAUAAAUAUUUUGUCAGCCUAUUUGACGACAAGGCAGAUAUUUUCCAGGAUGUGAUAUGGUCUGACUUCGGGUUUCCUGGAAGAAAUGGACGGGAAAGUACAUUGUGGAUUGGCUCCAUGGGGGCCCAUACGCCCUGUCAUCUGGACUCCUAUGGUUGCAACUUAGUAUUCCAGGUACAAGGAAGGAAAAGAUGGCAUCUCUUUCCUCCCGAAGACACUCCUUUCCUUUAUCCAACAAGAAUCCCUUAUGAAGAAUCUAGUGUGUUCAGUAAAAUCAAUGUUGUCAAUCCUGAUUUAAAACGUUUUCCUCAGUUCUGCAAAGCUCGAAGACAUAUGGUUACACUAAACCCAGGACAGGUUCUUUUUGUUCCCAGACACUGGUGGCAUUACGUAGAAUCCAUUGAUCCUGUCACUGUCAGUAUAAACUCAUGGAUUGAGCUGGAAGAGGACCACCAAGCCCGGGUAGAAGAGGCAAUCACACGCAUGCUUGUGUGUGCCCUGAAGACUGCAGAGGAUCCACACAAUACCAGAGCUUGGUUAAACCCAACCGAGGUUGAGGAAACAUCCCAUGAAGUCAAUUGUCGCUACUUAAAUAGAGCCGUUUCUGCCCUUUUUGAUCAUUACAGAACAUCUAAGGUAGUAGAAAUCCAAGCACUGAGAACAAAUAGAGAGGACAUGAAAAAGGAGGGAUCAGAUGUGCACAAUCACAUGGAGGUGGGACAAACAGGUGGCCAGGACUUACUCUUGGGAAUGGGAAAACAGGAGGCAGCAAGUCCCUUUGGCCCUGAUCUGGUUCCUGUAAUACUGGGUUCUGAAGAACUACCCUCAGAGAGAGGAGGCAUAUUUGAAGGUGAUGGUAAAGACUUUGUUGGCGAAGGUGGAGAACACUCUGGAAAAUUGCAUUGUACCAAGAGGCAACGAAUGAUGAGUAAAAGUGAGGAUGCAGUUGUGGAACAAAUCUCUUCAAAUAGUAGUAUGGCUCCUUCUCAAACAUUCAUUUCUACAGAUGACUUGCUAGACUGCUUGGUGAAUCCACAAGUAACCAGGAUAGUGGCACAACUUCUGAUACAAGGAAGAAGUUUGUGGUUCUAAGGAAAUGACUUUUAAAAUAAUACUUUAAAAAUAUCUUUUGAGUAGUAUGAUUGUUAAAUAAAAGAUGGCAGAGCAAAAAGUUAA
This is a messenger RNA of Leptonychotes weddellii (Weddell seal), 2452 nucleotides long. It is a transcript of the gene HSPBAP1, whose product is annotated as HSPB1 associated protein 1. NCBI's taxonomy places the organism in Eukaryota, Metazoa, Chordata, Mammalia, Carnivora, Phocidae. The record is from RefSeq and is a predicted model, not a curated record.